AUGUUGAAGAGUGAGGUACCCACUACUCGAGGUUUUGGUACCUCUGCCGCAUUCAGUGCCAUCGAACGUCUGUUGCCAUAUCACGCGUGCUAUGAGCCAGGUGCUGAUGCGGACGACUCCGCGGCACACCUUGAUACCGUAAUUGCAAAUAUCGGCGCACGAGUACUUGCCAUUAACAAGCAGACCAAGUUGUGCCGGGAAGCCACAAAACGAGACGCAGCAAAGCGGAAGUUGAAUGUUGUGAAAUCCAUUGAGUUGGAAGAAUUAAGCCACAAGAGUGGACGGCUCCGGCAGGAAAGUAAGUCGAUCUCUGGUGAGGGUCGAGCUCAUGACGGUGAUGGCUUUGUUGACCCUCUACGACUCAUGGACACGCUAAGAAUGGAAUAG
This is a messenger RNA of Perkinsus marinus ATCC 50983, 387 nucleotides long. RefSeq lists its product as hypothetical. The coding region runs from base 1 to 387 and encodes 128 amino acids. Lineage: Eukaryota; Perkinsozoa; Perkinsida; Perkinsidae. The transcript is spliced from 3 exons. The record is from RefSeq and is a predicted model, not a curated record.